GCUCCUCCCCCGCGGGCUACCAGGCCUGUGGUCAGCUCGUGCUGCUUCGUUCGUGCCCCGUUCUCGCUGCACUUCCCACGGUCCCUUCUCCGUGUUCUUCAUCAGGCGCACGGCUGUGCAGCUGCGCGCGGUUUUCGGUGGUUUGGUGCUUCCCACGACUCGGCGCAUUCUUCCAAGGCCACCGAGCCUGAGCGCGACGUGGCCUCGGCCCAGAGCUAGUGGACGCGUAGGUGACAGCCGCCCCGGAGGUCGCCAGAGUCGAGGGCGCCAUGGAGGAGCCUCCUGUGCGCGAGGAGGAGGACGGGGAGGACGACGAAGGCGCCCUGGCCAAGAGCCCCCUGCAGCUGACCACCGACGACGUGUACGACAUUUCCUAUGUGGUCGGCCGCGAGCUGAUGGCCCUGGGCAGCGACCCCCGCGUCACCCGGCUGCAAUUCAAGAUCGUGCGUGUGAUGGAGAUGCUGGAAGCACUGGUGAACGAGAGUAGCCUGGUGGCCGAGGAGCUGCGGAUGGAGAGGGACAAUCUCAGGCAGGAGGUGGAGAAGCUGCGGAGAGCUGGUGCGUCUGGAGGCCAGGUGAACUUGGGACCGGACAAAAUGGUAGUGGACCUGACCGACCCCAACCGGCCCCGCUUCACCCUGCAGGAGCUAAGGGACGUGCUACAGGAGCGCAACAAGCUCAAGUCGCAGCUGCUGCUGGUGCAGGAGGAGCUGCAGUGCUACAGGAGUGGCCUGCUUCCACCCAGAGAAGCUCCGAGAGUUGGAAGAGAGAAAGAUGCUGUGGUUACCAUGGGCAACAGUGAGAAGGAAGAGAGGACCAUCAUGAAGAAGCUGAGCUGCCCGGCAUGAUGGAACCUGGAACUCACACAGGGCAGGGACCUGGAGGAGCUGAUACAGAGCACCCUGGAAGGGUGCUUGCUGCUUACUGGUUUGCACCUCAUGGCUUGCUCAGCCUGCUUUCUCAUAAAACCCAGAACCACCAGCCCAGAGAUAGCACCACCCACAGUGGCUGGACCUUCCACGUCAAUCAACUAAUUAAGAAAAUGUCCUAUAGGCUUGCCUUAAUGAGUCAGUUUCUCAAUAGAAUUCCCUUCUCAGAAACGCUAGUAGGUUGUGUCAAGUUGACAGAAAACUUAGCACACAGGGAGUAUGUUUAACCAGCAGAUUCCCUGAGUGUGCCGUCACAAGCCCUGUGUGUACUGUAGAGACCCUGGAGAUUCUGAUUCAGUAGCAGAAUCCUCCAGCUUUCAGAUGUCGAUACCCAUUUCUUCCUCUUGUCUAAUGGCAGUGGCUUGUCCCAAGCUCUGCCUCCUCAGAUCGCCACCCCGUGUAAAUUCCGCUGGAGCCUAGAUUUCCUAACAUGUGACCUGAGGACAAUAGAACCCACUUCCUUCUAUCACAGGGUAACAAGUGGUGGCACACUAUUUUCUGAUACUUUUUUACAUACAUUCCUAAAAUAAAUUCCUUCCCCACCCCCCUUUUUUUGGUUUGAAAUAGAAUUCCUUUGUGUAACAACCCUGGCUGUCCCAGGAACUCGCUCUGUAGACCAGGCUGGCCUCAAACUCACAGAGACCCACCUGCCUCUGCCUCCCGAGUGCUGGGACUAAACGUGUGUGCCCCCACCACCUGGCUGCUGCUUUUUCUUUUAGAAAGAUUUAUUUAUCUUUAUGUUAUGUCUAUUGGCGUUUUUUCUGCCUAAUGUGCAUUUAGUGUCAGUGCCCUCAAAGGCCAGAAGAAUACAUCAGAUUCCCUGGAACUGGAGUUACCACUGAACCAUCUCUCUAGCCCCUUUUUAAAUUUUUUUGAAUGAUGUGCAUGUACAUGCAACUACAUGCGAGUGUGCUCUCCUGCAGCUAAGCCAUCUUUCUAACCCCUGGUUUUUCUUCCUCAGCACCAGGGAGGGAGCCUAUCUAUGGUCUUGAGACAUGAUCUUACUGGCAUUCACUAUGCAGACCUGGAUGAUCUUGAACUCACAGACAUCUGUCUGCCUACUCAGGAGUGUGUCCUGAGUGCUGGAAUAAAGAUGACGUGCAUCACCAUGUUUUGUUUUUAACAGUAAUUUUUUAAAAAUUAGAAUAUAUCCUUUCACCCUUCCCAUGUGCCCCUUCUCUCAAAUUCAUGGCCUCUAUUUGUUUUUUUGAGAGACAGAGUUUGUCAAACAGUCCUGGCUGUCCUGGAACUCACUUGGUAGACCAGGCUGGCCUAGAACUUACAGAGAGCCGCCUGCCUCUGCCUCCCACCUGUUGGGCUUAGAGGCCUGUGCCACCACCACCUAGUUUUUUUUUUGUUUUGUUUUGUUUUUUUUUGGUUUUUCGAGACAGGGUUUCUCUGUAGCUUUUGGUUCCUGUCCUGGAACUAGCUCUUGUAGACCAGGCUGGCCUUGAACUCACAGAGAUCUGCCUGCCUCUGCCACACCUUAGCUGGGAUUAAAGGCGUGCUCCUGCCAUUAUCAGUUUAAUCACAAACUCUACCAGUGACCUCUAUUCCCAGCCCUUGUGUUUGAGACAGAAACUCACUAACAGUUGCCCAGAUUGGCCUUGCAUUACUGAUCCUCCUGCCUCCACUCCCCAAGUGCUGAGAUUACAAAUUUGUGUCCCCAACAGUAUACCCAGGCUGAGGUCCCGUGCUUCCUUCAUGCAGGGGGAACACAAGGAGCUCUAAGACCAAGUGAGCUGUGCUGUGCUGUGCUGUCUAGGGAAGUGCGGCUAUUUCUCCCUUUUCUGUAUAUCUUGGUCUAAACGAAGCCAGAAACCACUAGUUUCUUUCAGCCUCCCCUGAAAGGCAAGGUUUGUCUGUGUAGCCCUGAUUGUCCUCAAAGCACUCUGUAGACCAGGCUGGCCCCCUGCCUCUGCCACCAUCAAUAUGAUGUUUUGUAGAUCCAUCCAUUUGUCUGCAAAUUUCAAGAUGUCGGUGUUUUUUUCUGCUGUGUAGUACUCCAUGUAUAAAUGUACCACAUUUUCCUUAUCCAUUCCUUAGUCAAGGGGCAUUUAGGUUGUCAACAAAUUUACUUUUAAUUACGUUUAUUAAUUUGCUUGUUUAUGGGUGCUCAUUCCACAGCAGCUAUGUGCAGCUCAGGCAGCUAGUUACAGUCAGUUCUCCUCAUCCACCAUGUGGGUUCCAGGGAUCAAGCUCAGGCUGUCAGGCUUGGAGUAAGCGCCUUUACCCCCGUAACAUCACACAGGCCUGAAUGAAUGGCGUCCUCAGCCUGUUCUCCCUUCCCUUCCCUCUCCAUCCAGGUUCUCUUUCCGGUCAGGGAAGCAUACCUAGACUGAAGGCCGUGGCCACGGUGGUGACCCUCUGACUGAAGACAAGUAAGAUGUCUUCUGGAACCAUCUCUCUGUGCCAUGCUUGUGCUCUGGGCUUGCACACUCGUUUCCCCUCAGAGCAGUCAAAGGAAGAUGCUCCCCAGGGACAGAGCUGGACAGCCACCAAUACCAGGACUCCAAAGGAACACAGCAUGGCCACAUCCUGCCUCCACACAUGGAGAGGCCUCUGGCCUACAGCCUGUUCCAGCGUCAGCGAGAAUCUGGUGACUAACUUGUGGCAGAGAGAGACAAAAAUGUGGGAAAAUAUGGAACUGACGUCACUGAUAUUUGGUGAAUACUUUUUUCUCAUGCAACUUUAUAUGACUUUUGUAUUAAAAGUAAAAUGGCCUUUAUACUUUC
This is a messenger RNA of Alexandromys fortis (reed vole), 3664 nucleotides long. RefSeq names its product Rab interacting lysosomal protein like 2 (gene Rilpl2). Lineage: Eukaryota; Metazoa; Chordata; Mammalia; Rodentia; Cricetidae. The transcript is spliced from 4 exons. Bases 270 to 848 code for a protein of 192 amino acids. Gene Ontology annotation, molecular function: protein dimerization activity. The record is from RefSeq and is a predicted model, not a curated record.